AUGUUCAUUGAAAUCCUAAAGAAAAUGUUUGAAGUGUAUAUGUUCUUCUGUUUGUGCUCAUGGAAUCUGCCUGCCUUUCAGGCACAUAAAACUGAGAAAAGUUUGUGUGUGUGUGUGUAUUUAUCAGGUGUGUUUGGUGUUGAAGUGGAGUCUGUGUCGGCGACUGAAGGUGAUUCUGUCUCUCUACUCAUCAGUGUUACAGAAGAACAGAGAACUGAUGAGAUCGAGUGGCGAUUUAGAAAUAUUCUCAUAGCUAAACUCAUCAGAAAGAAUGAUACAAGCACAUUCUUUAACGAUGCUGCUGACGGGAGAUUCAGAGGGCGACUGAAGCUGGACAGUCAGACUGGAUCUCUGACCAUCACAAACAGCAGAAUCUCAGACUCUGGACUUUAUAAUGUAACCAGUUACAAAACAAGCAAAUCACUCUUCAAAUUCAACUGUACGGUCUAUGCUCCUGUUCCUGUCAUCAGAAACUCUUCUCAAUGUUCUUCAUCCUCAUCUUUAUCAGUGCAGUAUUGUUCAGUGGUGUGUUUAGUGGUGAAUGUGAGUGCUGGGAGUCUCUCCUGGUACAAAGGAAACAGUGUAUUGUCCAGCAUCAGUGUGUCUGAUCUCAGCAUCAGCGUCUCUCUACCUCUGGAGGUGGAAUUUCAGGAUAACAACACCUACAGCUGUGUGAUCGACAACACCAUCAGCAACUACACCACACAUCUGAACAUCAACACACUCUGUCAGCCGUGUAAAGCUGUGACUCAUGCUGAAGAGAUCACAUAUGCUGAUCCCACAUUCCACAGAAGAAAAGCACCGAAAUCUAGCCCAGAAGAGACCACUUACGCUGAUCCAACAUCCUACAGAAAAAAGGCACAAAAAUCGGGCAACUUCAACUAUGUCUUCACACCUUCAGAGUGUAUGGAAAACACCACAGCAGCUGAGCCCGUUGUACACCUGAAGUGA
Molecule: messenger RNA, 951 nt
Organism: Danio aesculapii
Lineage: Eukaryota; Metazoa; Chordata; Actinopteri; Cypriniformes; Danionidae
Product: SLAM family member 9-like
Exons: 5
Coding region: 1-951 (316 amino acids)
Source: RefSeq, a predicted model, not a curated record